AUGCCGGACAGCAAUGUUGCUAACGGGGUUGUGUUGUCAGAUAAACCAGACAAGUUUAUUGAUAAAAUCGAUCCUGAGGAUCCAGAGUAUCAGAAAAGUUUAAUGCGCCCUGCUUGCAUAAAAGAAGAUGUAAAUUUGAUGAUUCAACGACAGCGCGUGUCCGGCAUACUGAAGUCGGAUGCUUUUCGACGAGAACUGGAGGAGGUUAUACGUUCUCAGUGUCCAUCUGGUGACUAUCCUGGUAUGAGCACUAGUCUUCUGUCUCUGCAACACAUAUCAGAUUUAUUCAAUUCUGCCCCUUCUGGUAAACCUCUUGGUGGGGGUGGGUUUGCAAGAGGGCAUCGUAAUGGUGUUAUUCCGAUAAAUGACUUGCGUGGUGGUGACGCGACUGUUUAUUCUCGACGUGAACGUUCUCUCCGUUGCAAACUAGCAUCGGUAUAUCGCUUAAUAAAUCUUUUCGGAUGGAAUUCGAGUAUAUACAAUCAUGUGACUGUGUGUGUUAGUCGCAAUCAUGAACAUUAUUUGGUUAAUCCUUUCGGAUUGCUUUAUCAUGAAAUUACUGCUUCGUCUCUCAUCAAGGUCGAUUCCAAAGGCCAGAUACUUGAUCCAGGAUCUACCAUUUUAGGUGUAAAUCAAGUAACAUGGGCCUUACAUUCAGCUGUUCAUUCAGCUCGGGCUGAUAUCCGAUGCAUUAUACACUUGGAUACCCCUUCUACUGUUGCAAUAUCUUGUAUGAAAUCGGGUUUGUUGCCUCUUUGUAAUGAAGCAAUGAUUUUGGGCGAAGUGGCUUAUUAUACUCCUAGCGGUGGAUUAAGCUGUAGAACCAACGCCGACGCUAACGGAGAUUUCGGUGAUAUUAAAGAUUGGGCAGCUGAAUGUGCAACAGUCAGUGAAGCUUUAGGUCCAACUGCUCGUAUAUUAUUUCUUCGAAGUCUUGGAUUACUUGCCUUAGGUGAAACGAUCGAGGAGGCAUGGCAUUAUGCAACUAAUGCAAUAGUUGCAUGUGAUACUCAGCUCUUAUUGGCCUCAGUCAGUACCGAAAAUCUCAUUCUCCCUACAGACAAACUAAAGCAAAAAACUUAUGAAACAUGGCGCACAGCUGGAUUAGGCGGUCUUAGUGGUCCAGAGGCUGCACUAGCUAUGCGACUAUCUUCGCCUAAUAAGUCUGGUACUAGUGAAGCAGGACAACAUUCAGUAACAAAUGGUUUCAUCUCAGAUGGUUCAAAUGUGGAAAGUAAUUCGGCCAGACCAUGGCGCUUAGGUGAACUUGAAUUCGAAGCUAUGAUGCGUCAUUUAGAUAACGCUGGGUGUCGUACAGGCCAUCUUUAUCGGCAGGAGGCUAUGGCGAGCCCACAUCGAUCACGAAGAAGUAAAGUCGUGAAUGGACACGGUGGGGCUGGUCGUCAGGACGAUGAUAUACAAGUUCCACCAUCUGCUUCGUCUGUAACUGCUACAAUGGCUUAUUAUUAUGAUGACGGAGUUCUUUCGGGCGAUGAAACGGAAACACCUAGACCAUCAACUCUUAGGCGCGAGUUUUCGGAGAAGCAAUGGUUUAACACACCAAACAAAUACACUAAAGAAAUAAUUGAACCUGCUCCAGGCCAUCAACCAGUUCCGCAUUGGGUUUGUGAACGUGAAGCAGCUGUUCAUAAUGCUGUUUGUAAUGGUGCUCUACCUCCUCCGGCACCAUUUCAUCCUUUAACUCAUGGAGCAGUACCACUUGGUUCAACUGGUGGGCCGGCAACUGGGACUUCGUCAGUCAUGUCACCCUACAAUGUAUUUGCUCCUCAAGGUUCUAAUCCAAAAGAAUAUCGCGAGCAGCAAAAGAAAGUCAAGGCGAAGUAUUAUCAUGAUACAAAUACUGCUGGACCUCAAUCUCGACUGUUGGAUGGUCUCACAUGGGAUGAAGCUCGACGAGUUCGUGACGAAGGUUUAGUCAAAGUAUUAGGUCCGAGAGCCGCCGCUUUAGUGGCAGGUGGUGUUACUAGUGAAAUGCCUGUAGCUGCAGCUAGUAAGGCAAUUAUCCAACGUGAUAUACGAAAUGCAGCAGUGAUAUAUGAUGGUCUUUAUUCUCAUCAAAAUCCAUUCGAAAAAAUUACCGAUGAAGAAUUAGAGAUGUAUCGACGUGAAAUUGAACUUAAAAAUAAUCCUGAUUUAGCUGCCGAGAUGGAUCAUCAUCUUACCGGACAGAAUGCAUCUUUUGAAGCUCCUAGUUCUACUACACAUCUUAUAGAUUCGUUAGCCGUCGAUAGUGGUGCUACGGAUCUUGAAAGUGCCAGCGAACUUGGUCCAACUAUUCAUUCAUUAUCUGAAUUAUCUCCGUCUGUACAUAAUGCAAGAGUUGGAGAGAUUCGUCAUUCGGAGACGUACCCAAUCGACAGUCCAGUUACUGGUCGCUUAGCACCACCACCUACGUCAGGGACACUGACAUCGGAACCGAGUGGAACUGAAGAUAUGAGUGAAAGUGAUGGUAAACACAAGAAGAAAAAACGACGCUUCAAACUUCCCUCAUUCUCUUUAAAACCUAAAGACAAAUCAAAGAGUAAAUGA
This is a messenger RNA of Schistosoma guineensis, 2550 nucleotides long. The record is from the annotation of a GenBank genome assembly. NCBI's taxonomy places the organism in Eukaryota, Metazoa, Platyhelminthes, Trematoda, Strigeidida, Schistosomatidae.